AUGUUUCGUCUUCUCGUUACAGUCGCAGCAUUCCUACUGAUUGACGCGAAAUUGUUAAGAAUUCCAUUAUACAAGACACAUUCUAUUCAAAAAUCUUGGAAAGAAUCAGGCAUACAUCGUCGACAGAUUAGUUUGAUUUCGCAUAAGGGCAUAAAAGAAUAUAUGUUUUAUGAUCAUAAUUAUUCGUACUAUGUCAUUAUUUCAAUUGGAGUUCCACCGCAGCACUUUAAAGUACUAAUCGAUACUAGUACCUCAAAUUUUUGGGUACCAUCCAAAGAAUGCCUUCUUAAUUGCACGUCACAUAAUGCAUAUGACAAUACAAAGUCUGCCACAUACACAUCAAGUGGAGAUACAACAUUCCGUAUUGUAUAUAACGGUGGAUAUAAUAUAUUUGGAUAUUUGUCAACUGAUAUAGUAAAUUUUGCUGGAUGUAAUAUUGAAGAUCAAAUAUUUGGAGAAGCGGUAACUGGAUUCGGAUCCAGUUCUGACUAUAAGAAAUUCGAUGGUGUCUUGGGAAUGGGUUACCUUGAGAUGUCUUCCGAAGGAAUGACUUCUAUUUUUGUAAACAUGAUAGAACAAGGCUUUGUAGAGCUACCAGUUUUUAGUAUCUAUUUAAAUCGAAGGCCCACGGCAGGUGGUGAGUUGGUGUUGGGUGGUUUCAAUUACGCUUAUUACACUGAUGAGUUAACGUAUGUUAAUGUUACCCGCAGAGGAUACUGGCAAUUUACCAUGGAUAAGGUUCGAAUAGGAGGUACCACUGUAUGCGAGAACCGUUGUCAAGCUGUCAUCGAUACGGGCACCUCCUAUCUAAUAGGACCAUCAUCGGAUCUGACCGGAGUUAUUGCUCCUCACAGACAGACAUAUGUGAAAUGUGACCAGAUUUCUAAUGUGCCCAAUGUGGAUCUUUUCAUAGGUGGUAAUAUAUUCAGACUCACUGGUAAAGAUUAUAUUUAUAAGACUCUCUUGAAGAAUCAAAAUGGAUUUUGGGUAAUGUAUUUCUUCGUCGAUACUAUAUUGAGUUCGACGUUGGGAAAAAAAGACUAG
This is a messenger RNA of Cyphomyrmex costatus, 1044 nucleotides long. RefSeq names its product lysosomal aspartic protease-like. The record is from RefSeq and is a predicted model, not a curated record. Lineage: Eukaryota; Metazoa; Arthropoda; Insecta; Hymenoptera; Formicidae. The transcript has 8 exons. Gene Ontology annotation, biological process: proteolysis. Gene Ontology annotation, molecular function: aspartic-type endopeptidase activity. Bases 1 to 1044 code for a protein of 347 amino acids.